AUGGCUGAAGCACCGGGCACACCGCCUCCCACAACCGCACCCGCAGCCGGUGUCGCAUCCGCAGACCCGGCACCGACGACGAGUCCAUCGCGAGUCGUUCCGGCGGUGGCUAUUGAACCAGCUCAGCAGGAUGACCCCGUUGAAGCCGAUGAGGGAUUUGCAAGCGAUAACGACUCUUCGAUUGAUGAUAGAAUUUCGAGUUACACCGCGUCCCUAUCAUCCAGCGUCAUCGACUACCCGGAAGAAUAUGGCCGUCGCUAUCAUGCAUUCAGGCCGGGUUCGUAUUCGUUCCCGAACGACGAGGUCGAAAUGGAGCGCCUCGACAUGGCUCAUGCCAUGAUGGUGAGGGCGAUUGGAAGCAGGCUCUGGCUGGCCCCGCUGGCCAAGGAGAAGGUCCAUCGUAUCCUGGAUAUCGGUACGGGUACUGGAAUCUGGGCCGUUGAGAUUGGUGACAUUUUUGAGAACGCCGAGUCUCGGCAUGAAUCCCUCUCUGAUGAUUCCAAAGCUCACUCUUCUUCUCUGGACUCUAGGGUACCCCCGAACGUCAAGUUUGAGAUUGACGAUGUCGAGAGCGAAUGGGUCGGCGUUAAAAAGUACGACUUCAUCAUGUGCCGCUACAUGGCCGCCUCCAUCCAGGACUGGCCGAAGCUGAUCGCCAACAUUUACGACAACCUCAACCCAGGAGGCUGGGCCGAGUUCCAAGAUAUGAGCACAGAAUACUACUCCGACGACGGCAGCUACAAACCCGAACACGCAACCUACGAAUGGAAUCAGACCUUUGUCGAAACCCUCGACAAGAUCGGGCGCGAUCCCCGGCCCGGACCGAAGCUCGAGGGCUGGGUGCGCGGGCACGGCGGGUUCGAGCACGUGGCGCACCACAAGUUCAAGACGCCCAUCGGGCCGUGGGCGCGGCACCGGCAUUUCAAGGACCAGGGGUUGCUGAACUUGGCGCAGAUUCUUGAGGGGUUGGAAGGGUUCUCGUUGAAGCUGCUGUGCGGUGUUUUGGGGAGGAGUAAGGAGGAGGUGUUGGUGCAGCUUGCGGAGGUGAGGAGGGAGUUGAAGACGGGGGUUUUUCAUGCUUUGUUGGAUUUGCAUGUGGUGUAUGGGCAGAAACCUGCUCUACCGGCUGCUACAGCGGGGACUGAGUAA
Molecule: messenger RNA, 1149 nt
Organism: Colletotrichum lupini
Lineage: Eukaryota; Fungi; Ascomycota; Sordariomycetes; Glomerellales; Glomerellaceae
Product: methyltransferase
Exons: 8
Coding region: 1-1149 (382 amino acids)
Molecular function (GO): methyltransferase activity
Source: RefSeq, a predicted model, not a curated record